AGAACUUAAGGAUUUACCCAAAGGUGCAUCAAUUAUUCUAUGAAUAGUGAAUAUGAUGAGGUAAUUAAUAUUCUUAGUCAAAUAUAUAUUGUCUGUCAAAAAUAUUUAAUUGCCUAUUAAAGACUAAAUGGCAUUUAAAUUAUGAUAGUGUAUCGUAGUAUCUACCUAAAGGAGAAUUGCGAUAUGUUUUAACUGUUUUGUUGAAUCCAUAUUGAUUUGUGAGCAUGUAUUAUCUAUUUUGCAGCUAUUCCUUUUCAUUUGCUUGCUUCGUCUGUUACUGUGUUCAAUGGAUUGAACUUCUCUGAAUGGCGUGAACAAGUCCAGUUCCACUUAGGUGUGAUGGAUCUUGACUUGGCUCUGCUAAAUGAUAAGCCCGCUGCCAUUACUGAUUCGAGCAGUGCGGAUGAGAAGUCUUUCCAUAAAGCAUGGGAACGCUCUAACAGGCUAAGCCUUAUGUUUAUGCGAAUGAAUAUUGCUAACAACAUUAAGAGUACUAUUCCACAAACAGAAAGUGCCAGGGAAUACCUGAAGUUUGUGGAAGAACGUUUUCGUUCUGAAGAUAAGUCUCUCACUGGUACACUAAUAGCUGAACUCACGACCAUGAAGUUUGAUGGGUCGCGUAGUAUGCAAAAUCAUAUCAUCGAGAUGACUAACAUUGCAGCAAGACUUCAGACCUUGGGGAUGAAAGUGGAUGACUCCUUCUUGGUUCAGUUUAUUCUGAACUCGUUACCUCCUGAGUAUGGACCUUUUCAAAUUAACUAUAACACUAUUAAGGAUAAGUGGAAUGUUAGUGAAUUAUCCAGUAUGCUUGCUCAGGAGAAGUCAAGACUUAAGAAACAAGGGAGUCAUUCAAUUAACCUCAGGGGUCAAGGAGCUGGUAAAGGACUUAAAGUGAAGGCCAACAAGUUCAAGAAGAAGAAAGCACCUGCUAAAGCUCAACAAGAUGCUAACAAGGAACAUAAGACAGAUACGUGUCGUUUCUGUAUCAAGGAAGGACACUAUCAGAAAGAUUGCCUGAAACGUAAAGCUUGGUUCGAAAAGAAAGGGAUUCCUUACAAUCCAAACUACAAAUCCAAAUAAGGAUUUCUUAUUCAUGGGAAAUCGUAUGAAGGCUCCAAUUGAAGGCAUAUGGACUUAUCGUUUGAUCAUGGAGACUGGACGUCACCUUGAUCUAUUAUAGACUCUUUAUGUACCUUCAGUUUCUAGGAAUUUGAUUUCUCUUUCAAAACUUGAUGU
Nicotiana attenuata is the source of this 1236-nucleotide messenger RNA. RefSeq lists its product as uncharacterized. The record is from RefSeq and is a predicted model, not a curated record. The transcript has 2 exons. Lineage: Eukaryota; Viridiplantae; Streptophyta; Magnoliopsida; Solanales; Solanaceae. Gene Ontology annotation, molecular function: zinc ion binding; nucleic acid binding. Bases 340 to 1080 code for a protein of 246 amino acids.